Messenger RNA from Branchiostoma floridae (Florida lancelet), 858 nucleotides. Its product is annotated as acyl carrier protein, mitochondrial-like. The transcript has 5 exons. Lineage: Eukaryota; Metazoa; Chordata; Leptocardii; Amphioxiformes; Branchiostomatidae. Gene Ontology annotation, molecular function: acyl carrier activity; acyl binding. The coding region runs from base 6 to 491 and encodes 161 amino acids. Gene Ontology annotation, cellular component: mitochondrion. Gene Ontology annotation, biological process: fatty acid biosynthetic process. The record is from RefSeq and is a predicted model, not a curated record.
ACAAAAUGGCGACCAUGUUGCGAGGAAUCCGUGCGGUCUGUGGCUUAGCUUCAAGCCAAGCUUCUGUCCUAAAUGCAACUGCUACAAGAGCAGGUGUCGUCGGAUUAUGUUCCAAGAAGUUUUUCCUGCCAUCAGAUACACACCAAAGGCAUUGCUUCUCUUCUUUUAAUGCUGUUACAAAGUCCACUCAGAAGAGAUUGCAGCUGCAGAGUGUGCGCAGCUAUGCUGACCUGCCAGAGAUGACCCUCAAGCAGAUCAAGGAGAGAGUGUUGCUUGUGCUGAACCUGUAUGACAAGAUCAACCCAGAAAAGCUGAACUUGGAGGCCCAUUUCAUGAAUGACUUGGGGUUGGACAGUCUGGACCAAGUGGAGAUCAUAAUGGCGAUGGAGGAUGAGUUUGGAUUUGAGAUCCCAGAUUCUGAUGCAGAGAAGCUGAUGAAACCACAGGACAUUUGUGACUACAUUGCAGACAGGCAGGAUGUGUAUGAAUAACAGCACAGGUUGCUCUUCUUGGAGGUGAUACCAAUAGUACACAUAUGGAGAGCAUGCAUCUCAAGAUUAUCAUCAUUAGUUCCAGACUUGAAAAGAGAUAUUAGCUUAUUUACCUGGUGACAUUUAGACGAAAAACUGUGAUUCUCCAAGAUAGUAAUUCAGUAAAUCCUUGUUACCUGAUGUUCAGUAUUGACCUAUUUAGUUUCAAUAGAUGUCUCAAGUAGAAACUGGUCUGUACUAUAGAUGACAUUGAUAUCGCAAGCACUUGCUGUUGCGCAAAAACAAAGAGUAAAUGAGCCCUGUUUCCUGUGAACACAUUUUUGUCUGUAUCAGUCACUAUUAAAUCUAGUGUUUGCUAUACCAUUUA